CCUGCUACACCCUGCCGACAUCUUCCACGGACACCCGUGGAUGUGUUGCUUCGGAAUACAUCUCCCAGAACCCCACGCGUCUCUCAUACGUGAGGGUGUAAAGUCCAGGAUAUAUACAGUAGGUGGUCGAUGGAAACAACGUCUCGUGGUGCCGGGUCGCGAAUUUUUGAAUAACUGAACGGUAAUUUGAGGAGGACGUUUGCACUUUGUUAGAUAGCAUUGCUCUGAAUGCCACAGAGGAGCGAAAGUAGCGAGCUGGAAUAGUAUGUUAAGGAAGAAAAAUAUCAGCAGCUUGGUGACAAUGUGGCUAAUAUCUUGUCUGGUAAUUGGUUAAACGGGACAGGUGUGACGUUCGCUGACAUAUCGUAAAAGUGCUGUUAUCUGCCAAAGGAUAACAGUACAGGCAUUCAUUGUUAAACGUUAUCUGUCAAUAACUGACCGUUUGAUAGAUACCAAGAUAUAUAUUUUGCAUAAAGGGUCGUUUAAUUUCAAAUUUAAUUUCCUCAUGGCAAAAGAACAAUGCAUAUCACAACGGAACAAAACAGGCGACUCUUCAACACUACGAAACCGCAAAAUACAAGCCUCAAACACUCCUGUGUCAAAGCACAAAAACAGUGAAAGAGCUGGACUCCUGUCAGAAGAUGACACCAAGUCCUCCAACGGUUCAUCUGCUCAUUUUUCCCCGAGCGGAAAAGAUGACUCUCCAAGCAAAGCUCUGCUGCUACUGGUGGUGGGACUGUCUUUCUCUACUCGCCUCUACAAGAUAUCAGAGCCCGCUCAUGUGUGCUGGGACGAGACGCACUUUGGAAAGAUGGGGUCCUACUACAUCAACAGGACCUUCUUUUUCGACGUCCAUCCUCCUCUUGGAAAAAUGCUUAUAGGGCUCGCUGGCUACAUGACUGGCUACGAUGGCACCUUUCCUUUUGUGAAGCCAGGGGACAAAUAUGAACAUCACAGCUACUUGGGGAUGAGAGUGUUCUGUGCCGUCCUCGGCUCUUUUCUGCCAGUGUUUGCCUACCUCAUAGUGCUGGACCUUUCUCAGUCUCACACCGCUGCUCUCAUCACUGCCACCUUUCUCAUAUUUGACAUUGGUUGCAUCACCAUCUCCCAGUACAUCCUGUUAGAUCCGAUACUCUUGUUCUUCAUCCUGGCAGCAGUGCUGAGUAUGGUCAAGUUCAACCAGCAGAGAUACAGGCCUUUCUCUGCUUCCUGGUGGUUUUGGCUUGGCCUCACCGGUGUAAACCUCGCUGGGGCUUUGGGAGUGAAGUUUGUGGGUCUGUUUGUCAUUCUACUGGUGGGACUCAACACAAUCUCUGACCUCUGGAGACUUCUGGGAGACCUGAGCCUCUCACUGGUGGACAUUACAAAGCACUUCCUGGCACGCGUCGUUGGACUCAUCCUGCUCCCAAUCUUCCUCUAUGUCGCAAUAUUUGCCAUCCACCUUGUUGUCUUGAACAAGAGUGGAUCAGGAGAAGGGUUCUUCAGUUCGGCCUUCCAGUCCCGUCUAAUCGGGAACAGCCUAUACAACGCAUCCAUGCCUGAGUACCUGGCAUAUGGCUCCAUCAUUACAGUGAAAAACCUCCGUAUGGGUUCAGGCUACUUGCACUCUCACUGGCACUUAUACCCAGAAGAAAUGGGGCCGAGUCAGCAGCAGGUGACAUCCUACCCUCAUAAGGACACCAACAACUUGUGGCUGGUACACAAACAAAACUAUAACAAUUCACAACCUGAGAAGCCUGAUCUGGUUCGUCACGGCGAUGUCAUUCAAUUACAGCACAAAGAAACAACCCGUAAUCUUCACAGUCACUUCCAUGAGGCUCCUAUGACAAAGAAACACUACCAGGUUACAGGCUAUGGCAUUAAUGGAACAGGAGACGCCAAUGACCUGUGGCAGGUGGAGGUGUGUGGAGGUCAGAAGGGUGACCUGGUGAAGGUGCUGCGUAGCAAAGUCCGCUUUAUACACCGAAAUACUGGCUGCGUACUUCUUUCAUCUGGCAAGACUCUUCCAAAGUGGGCCUGGGAGCAGGAAGAGGUGACUUGUAGUCCGUAUCUGAAGGAGACCAUAAACUCUCAGUGGAGCAUAGAGGAAAAUAUCAAUCCUAAAUUGCCAAACAUUAGCCUGACUCUGCUGAAGCCCAGUUUUCUGGAGCUCUUAGUGGAGUCCCACUUUGUCAUGAUAAAAGGUAACAGUGGCUUGAAACCCAAAGAAAAUGAAGUGUACUCAAAACCUUGGCACUGGCCCAUGAACUACCAGGGAUUGAGAUUUUCAGGAUUGAAUGAGACAGAGUAUCGUGUUUACCUGCUGGGAAACCCUGUGAUCUGGUGGAUAAAUCUUGCCAGUCUGGGGUUGUAUCUCAUCAUGGUGUCAGUGGCAUCUAUAGCCACCCAAAGAGGCUUCUCACUGGGCCAAAAAAGAAUAGAGCAUUGUCAGGUGCUUAUGAGCGGAGGAGGGAUGCUGCUCAUCGGUUGGCUGCUUCAUUAUGCACCUUUCUACGUAAUGGGCCGCGUCCUCUACUAUCACCACUACUUUCCUUCGUUGAUCUUCAGCACCAUGCUAACAGGGGUUACAUUAGACAUCCUGUUGAAAAGUGCUGACCUGCUACUCCACCCACCUUAUUGUGAUUGGCUCCAGAGAUUCGGGCUGGCGGUUCUUCUGUUUAGUGUUCUCUACGGCUUCUACCUGUUCCAUCCGCUGUCGUACGGCAUGACUGGUCCUCUCGCAGAUGAUCCGAACAGCACCAUGGCUGGUCUGAGGUGGUUAGACACCUGGGAGUUCUAGUCAGCUCCGCAUGAAGAUGUCACUAUUGAUCUGGUGUUAACUUAUACAAGGGAUUUUAUUUAAUUAUGUCUCGUAGAUCUAGAGUGUUUGCACCGUAGGCAGUAUAAAUAUUUAUUUAUACAGUCCGUGGUUUACACACACACAGGAGCCAUUUUUUAUAAGGUACUAACUGAAUCUCCACAAGUAUUUGUGUCCUAUUUACAUUUCUGGAUGUAGUCUGUCAUGUGUAAAGAAUACUUGGUAAGACACACCUGAAACACUACAAUAUGGAAGCCAGAGUUUAGUGGGCUGUUUAAGAAUAAUUAUUUAAAUCAUAAAUAUGUUAAUCAUCACCAAGAUGCCUUACCUGACAACGUAACUUCCAUCCCAGACUUAGUGUGUACUGUGUUUCACUAGCCUGACAUCACCAGACUCAAUUCCACUUUCUGACACUAAAGAUUUGUAGGUAUUUGGUCUAGUUGGUCUGGCUUCGGGCUAGUAUUUCUCAACAGUAAGCUUAAGUGCCUGAAAGGAGGUAGUUAAAAUAAAUGUGAAAUCUAAAUCUCCCCGAUUGUCAGUUUUAAAAAUUUAUUACACUAUAUUGAUUCAAGCUGUGAGAGACUGUAUUUUCUUUACGAAUUUUAGUAUUGCAUUGGCCAUUAGCUCUGCCCAGCACUGGCUUCUGUUUUUACUCCAUAAGUCUGCUACUACUGACUGCGUGUUUACAUUUCUGUGUGUUCAAUAAACAAUGAUAUUCUUGUA
Mugil cephalus (flathead mullet) is the source of this 3520-nucleotide messenger RNA. It is a transcript of the gene pomt2, whose product is annotated as protein-O-mannosyltransferase 2. Lineage: Eukaryota; Metazoa; Chordata; Actinopteri; Mugiliformes; Mugilidae. Gene Ontology annotation, biological process: protein O-linked glycosylation via mannose. The coding region runs from base 506 to 2779 and encodes 757 amino acids. The record is from RefSeq and is a predicted model, not a curated record. Gene Ontology annotation, cellular component: endoplasmic reticulum; membrane. The transcript is spliced from 21 exons. Gene Ontology annotation, molecular function: dolichyl-phosphate-mannose-protein mannosyltransferase activity.